Molecule: messenger RNA, 2296 nt
Organism: Rhagoletis zephyria (snowberry fruit fly)
Lineage: Eukaryota; Metazoa; Arthropoda; Insecta; Diptera; Tephritidae
Gene: side-VI
Product: sidestep VI transmembrane protein
Molecular function (GO): protein binding
Source: RefSeq, a predicted model, not a curated record
AUUCCUCAUUUUGAAGUUGUGCCUGUGGCAAAAGAUGCCAAAGGCAAAAAUCUUGUUGGGGUGUGCAAUGUGAAAGUGAUGAACAAACCCAUUUGCCGUCCGGAUCAGAAGAAAAUCUACGGUGUAGCGCGUAAUGAGGCCGCUGAGAUUUUAUGUGAGGUUGAUGCAUUUCCACCGCCGGAAAACUUCAAAUGGUCCUUCAAUAACACAGCAGAGACAUUUGAUAUGCCGCAAAGUGGUUUCCGUGCACAUUCAGCGCAGGGAUCGACAUUGACCUACACGCCGGUCAAGGAAAUGGAUUUCGGCACCAUAAUGUGCUGGGCGGAUAAUAACGUUGGUCAGCAAAAAGAGCCAUGCGUUUUUCAUCUAAUCGCCGCUGGCAAGCCAGAAAUGCCAGCCAAUUGUACAAUGUUCAAUCAAACAUCGGAUUCGUUGGAAGUUUUUUGUGUUGAAGGUUUCGAUGGUGGCUUACGUCAAUGGUUUCUCAUGGAAAUAUUCGAUCAACACACUGGCCAGCUGCAAGCAAAUAUCUCCUCAAAAUAUCCAGUAUUGAGUGUAACCGGCCUAGAUUCGGGUCGCCUCUUUCGUAUAUUUGUUUAUGCAGUGAAUUUGCGCGGACGCAGUGAAGCGGUGCAGGUGGAAGGUUACACGCUGAAAGCGGCCGAAAAGCAAACAGUCGCACUGACAUCCUACAAGGGUACCCAAUCGAGCUUCGAACUCACACCCAUACUCUCGGUCGGCAUCUUCGUUGGCAUAUUGGUUGCUUUGGUUUGCAUUGCCAUCGGAACAAUUGCCGCAUUGAAGUUACGUACACACAAACAACAACAAAAAUAUCAACAUCAAAAUGCGAAAUUCUCACGACCUGGCAAUUUACAAAUUAAGGAUAAAAUCUCAUUGCCAUUAAGUCAUUCGGAGGAGAUGUACGACGAGAAGAAUCCUGAUGUGGUGCCGUAUAAUGAAGUCGAUGGUGAAUACAAACAGAAAUCAGCAACACAAACACCAUCCGGCCAUCUGUCCACAACCAGUGAAGCGGAAAUCAGCUGUAAGCCAUCGACAGACGAGCUUGGCAUGUACCAAAGCAAUAAGGACGACGAGCUACACUACGCAGAGCUCUCACUUGCACCCGGCAGCGUUGCCGUUGGCGGCGCCAGCUCCACUAGUAUGCCCAAAAAAUCGAUUUCUGUCGAUUGCAGCAGCAGCAUGUUGCUGCAGGGCGCUGGCAUAAAUACGAACAACAUGUCCGUGCCAAUCGGUGGCACACUGCCGCAUGGCUCCAGCGUACGCAAAUUGCUACCCAGCAUACCAGCCAAUGCCGGUGCGAGCACAUUACAACGCCAUAAGCCACAAGCGGCAGCGCAACAGCCACCGCCACCUUCCUAUGACUACUUCGAAGAGCCAACGAUAUACGCGCAAAUCGAUCAUUACAAAACAACAACGGCGACGGCAACAGCGGCAAAUGCCGGCAGCAAUGGUGGCUGUUCCUCUUCCGCCUCAGUGUCGCCAUUCCCGCCUUGUAUCUCAUCGCCUGCCUCGCAGGGUACGCCAUCAACGGUUUCGCCCGGCACAGUGCAGAUGUAUACCUUGCCCUCACAUCCUGGCGGCUAUCAUACGCUGCCACACAACCAUCAUCAUCAGCAGCAGCAGCAACAGCAACAGCAACUGGCGCAUCAGCAACAAUCGCAUCAACAACAACAAACGCACAAUACAUCCGCCUCAUCUAUGCUGCAAAUGAUGGCGGCGGCAGCAGUUGUUCAAGGUAGCACUGGCAGUGUUUAUCAUCAUCAUGGUACGCUGCCAAUGCCACCAACAUAUCAACAACAUCAGCAGCAGCAACAGCUGCAACAACAGCAAGCCACCGGUCAAAUGCUGGUAUCGAGCAAUAGCAGCGGUCUCGGUUCGGCUACGACGACUGCGGCAGUGACGAGUCCGAGCAGCUCGUUGUCGGGGCUCUCGGCCAUCGGGAAAUCGUAUUCGCGUGAAAUUGUGACGGUGCGAACGCCAUUGAUGUACUCGCAGCAGGAGAGUUGCGUUUAAGGGUUUGAGAAAUAUAAGUAUAAACGGUAUUUAGUUGUAGUAGUGUAGGUUAUGAGAUAGGGGGUGGGGGUAAGGGUGGAGGCGCAAUAUGCAUAGCUAUGACUUUUUAAAUCAAAUGGGGGCUAUGGGUUGGGGAUAAUUUGAAAGAUUUCGAGCGUAUUUUUGUUGAUUUAGUAUUUUAAGAUUUAUAUAUUUUAUCUAUGCGUCAUACUAAUUCAUCGUAUAUUUUCAAAUAUUUUAUAAUCAGGGUCAGCUCUAACCA